AUGAAAUUGGUUGGAGGGGUAUAUUUACAUUCUCCAAUUCUGAAGAGAGAGGAUUUAUUCCUUGCUGGAAGCGACACGUCCGCCAUAACAACAGAAUGGGCAGUGGCAGAACUUCUUCGAAAUCCUCAAAAGUUACAAAAAUUAAGAGAAGAAAUUCUUCAACAAAUAGGCACAGAAAGGCCAGUGAAAGAAUCAGACAUUGACAAACUUCCAUACCUUCAAGCAGUUGUAAAAGAAGUCAUCAGACUACACCCAGCAGCUCCAUUACUCUUACCACACAAAGCUCAAGAAGACACAGAAAUAUUCGAUUUCAUUGUGCCCAAGAACAGCCAAGUUCUCGUAAAUGCAUGGGCAAUUGAGAGAGAUCCAAAAUACUGGGAAAAACCACUAGAGUUUAUGCCUGAAAGAUUCAUCAAUUCAAGUGUGGAUUACAAAGGAAGGGACUUUGAGUAUAUACCAUUCGGCGCCGGCCGGAGAAUUUGUCCUGGAAUGCCACUUGCUAUAAGGAUGGUUAAUUUGAUGUUGGCUUCUAUUGUUCAACCAUUUAGUUGGAAGUUACCAAAAGGGAUGGCACCAGAGAAUUUGGAUAUGGAGGAACAGUUCGGACUUACUUUGAGGAAGGCCAUUCCUCUUCUUGCCAUUCCUAGUAUGGAAGAAAAUAAGGCCAUGAUUUGAGUCUAGACAUAUGCUAUAAUUGCCUGUGUAUUACCUUAAUGGGAUUGUCCUCAU
Nicotiana tabacum (common tobacco) is the source of this 729-nucleotide messenger RNA. Lineage: Eukaryota; Viridiplantae; Streptophyta; Magnoliopsida; Solanales; Solanaceae. The record is from RefSeq and is a predicted model, not a curated record.